Messenger RNA from Morone saxatilis (striped sea-bass), 2901 nucleotides. RefSeq names its product dual specificity phosphatase 14 (gene dusp14). The coding region runs from base 364 to 999 and encodes 211 amino acids. The transcript has 2 exons. Gene Ontology annotation, cellular component: cytoplasm. Gene Ontology annotation, molecular function: MAP kinase tyrosine/serine/threonine phosphatase activity. Gene Ontology annotation, biological process: protein dephosphorylation. The record is from RefSeq and is a predicted model, not a curated record. Lineage: Eukaryota; Metazoa; Chordata; Actinopteri; Moronidae.
UCCUGCCAGCGGAGAACCAGGCGGAUGCACUGAUGGCUCGUAUUUCUGUUGACUUUCACAUUAUGUUGUUGUGUGUCGCGGUGUGUCUCCCACCACCUGGCCUCUCGCCAUCCCCCCUUUGUCCGUCUGUAUGAUCGGACCGACUGAAGGUUAAUGUCCGGAGUGUGAAAAAGGCAGCCUGCCGGAUUGGUGCAGGCGGUGAAUGCGCUUUAAAAACCCUCCAUCUCUGCCCGACUGAGAGUCGACUGGAGCUGUCUGGCUGGUCCCACUUGCACUACUAUGACUCUGAGCUCCUGAAUAUUUUGCUUUUUAAAAAGAAAAAACCCAACUUGUCAUCCCUCUUGAAACCCAUUUGAUUCCUCAAUGGGUUCCCGCAGCCAAGGCUUCUUCCACCAUCACCACCACCACCACCACCGUAGCUCCAUGAUGCCUACUGUGGUGCCGAGGCUGCUGCCUGAGAGCGGCAGCCUGCUGGGAGGCAUCGCACAAAUCACCCCAAACCUCUUCCUCAGCAGAGGGAACGUGGCAUCCAACCGCAGCCUGCUGCUGUCCAAAGGCAUCACCUGUGUGGUCAACGCCACCAUCGAGCUCCCCAACUUCAACUGGCCUCACAUGGAAUACGUAAAGGUCCCUCUGGCGGACAUGCCCCACUCCCCCAUCUCCUUGUACUUCGACAGCGUGGCCGAUAAGAUCCACAGCGUGGGACGAAAGCGAGGAGCGGUGCUGGUGCACUGCGCAGCGGGGGUGAGCCGCUCAGCCUCUCUGUGUCUGGCGUACCUCAUGAAGUAUCACCGUGUGUCUCUGGCCGAGGCCCACGCCUGGGUCAAGGCCCGCCGCCCCGUCAUCAGGCCCAACGGCGGCUUCUGGCGCCAGCUCAUCGAAUAUGAGAGGAAGCUGUUUGGUAGAAACUCUGUUAAGAUGGUGCAGACGCCCUACGGGGUCAUACCUGAUGUUUAUGAGAGGGACCGCAGGAGCCUGGCUCCGUACUGGGGCCUGUGAGAGAGGCUGUGCCAACCAUCCACAGUGAGGGAUCGAGGAGGAAAGUGAAGUUGAGCCCUCUUGCCCUCCUGGACUGCAGGUUCUUGCGUGUCCAGGACAGGCGAAGUGAGACGCGUGUGAGUGUACAUCUUUUGUGAAGCUUAUUUAAUAAAUACUGGUGCGUUUGGACGGAGGGAGUUCAACCAAACCCUGGUUGUUGAUGGUCAUCCAACCAGUUGCCUUCAUUUAGUCUUUGAGUGGGAGCAAGGCGACUUCCAGCCCAGAAUCCUUAGGACCAAAGGAUCGAUUUUGGACCACAAUGAUGUCAGACACCAAAAUAAGAUCAGAGUGUGGAAGUGGGUGCUGUCUAUCUCCUGGUCUGUCUGUCCAGUUCCAGUGGAGGACAAGCGCUCUGUGAAGGCUGAGACUCUGCAGCUCUGACAGCGAUGUGACUGAAGUCCUUUUCCUGACGUGGUGUCAUGUGGUGGUAUUGUGCCAGUUUUGCAGUAGUCUUUAGUGUGAAGGGCAGCAGCAUGCUCUCAAUUUAUAGUAGCAUUUAAGAUAAGUGUACAGAAAAAAAACUACUAUAUAGACAUUAUUUUAUUGGAUAUGUACUGAUAGUGAGGGAAAAAAUGAUUAUGGGACACUUUAAGAUGUUAGUAUAUCUACCUUUUUGAAGGUGAAAAUCUAGAAGAUGUAAGCUAAAAGUCAGGUUUAGGGAAAGUUCCUGUGUACCACAGGGUUGACUGUUCCAUCCUGUGACCACACUAUGUUAUUGUAGUGCUAUUUGAUGCUGUAUUUAAAAAAAAAAUAUUUGCUGCCUCAAAGGAAACUGGUAGCUCUAUGAUAGAUGCGUGGAAGACUAUUUUCUAUCCUACUGUUUUUGCCUUGUGUCCAUAUUUGGGUAAGGUUGCAAAAAGGAUCAGUACUGAUUUUAUUUCUCUGUGUGAAGCAGCCUACUUUUGUGGUUUGUGCUCUUCUAAAGAGCGAUGUCACAUAGGCUGAAAAUCCUGCUUCUACUGUCCUACUGUUCUUGCUGUCCACACUGCAGAGAUACUGUUUAGCACUAAAUAGUUGUAGGGGUGAGACAAAGAAUUUCUACCACACAUCAAGAUUUUGCCACCAAUUUUAUCACAUUAAGGAAACAUAAUGCAGUGAUUGUUUGGAUUGUUGAAAAUGUCCUAUUUUACUGGGUCCUGUGGAGUAAACCAAAGUUAUAUUCACAUUGAGUUUUUACAUAUUUUAAAUCCAGCAUUAGACCCAGUGUCGACAUUAAUCAGAGAAGCUACAAUCAGCUUCCCAGAUUUGGCACUUCAUGGCUACCGUACAGCCUGUAUGGUGAGCCCUGUGUGUGGUACAGGAGCCAAUUUAAAUGCUUCAAUGAUGCAAUGCUAAGUAAAGCGGCAUCAGUGUGUGUUGCAUUUUAAUUUAUUCUCAAAUGGCUCAUUUUGUCCAAAAAACCCAGAUAUAAAGAUAUUUACAGUCGUAUAAAGCGGAACAAAAGGAGCAAAUUCUGACAUUUUAGAUGCUGGAACCAGAAAUAAAUGAUUAUGAAAAUUGUUCACAAAUGUAAUAAUUAUAAUAUAUAUGUUAAACCAUCGUUGUGGUUGUUGUGGGCAGUGAUACUCGUGUCAGUUUUGUAUUGUGAUUUCUUGACUCUCACCCCUACGCUAUAUAGUGUAAUAUCACUGUUGGAUGUGGUCAGACAUCACAGACUGCACGCAGCAGUGAAGUUGCGUGGUGUCGAACGUAACAGAGCUGACAUUUUAAACCCACAGAGAUGCUUUUUUCCAACAAUGCCACAAUAGAUUAAGUGUGAUAUUACAAUUUAAGAAAAAGACUUAAAGUUUAGGGGUAAAUAAUUGUUAGCAGGAGAAAGAUGCACAAUCUGUAAUCUGACUUCAAAUAAUUUCCUGCCCCAAG